GUCAAGUAUCUUGCACAGUCAUCUUCAGUCACUCAAAGAUCCGUAGAAGAAAACAAGUAAGCUCCACGGCCACCCUGGUUCUACACAUGUAACAUGAAGAUGAUCGUGAUUCUAUUGGCUGUUCUAGUUUUCCCAUCAUCCCACGCAUUUCCUGAUCACGUGCCAACAACUGUAUGUGAAGAAAUGCAUCCUCAUCAUGAUAGCCACCAGAGCCAGCCCAUAGCAAGCAGUCCGUAUAACAUAACAGUGUCGUCUGCUAACUACACCCCUGGAGCUGAGGUGACUGUUAUCAUCACAGGAUCCAUGUAUUUCAAGGGGUUCAUGGUCCAAGCGAGAAGUGAAGGCAAGCCUGCUAAUCCUGUUGGAUCAUUCCAAGACCCUUUACCACUCUACACGGGGCAUCUUUGGUGCUCAGGGGGGGAGCCCAAGAACACAGUUGGGCAUGAACACAAGGCCAAGGUCAACUUCACUUCAGUCAGUUUGAAAUGGACAGCACCUUCAGUAUCAGCAGGAAACAUAUCCUUCUGGGUCACUGUCGUCCAUAACUUCACGACAUUCUGGGAUAAACAGAAAUCCAGUAUAGUAACGGGUUUAGCUGCUCCAUCCACCACUCAACCUACACUCGAAGGAGAUUUCCAGAUUAGCAAGACAGGUUGUGGUGUUACCAAGAGCUGUUACUCGGAACCUUCAUCUUGCUCCAACAGUCAAGACUGUAUCUUUCUCGUGACGUACAAAGAUAACGGUGACAAUGUUACAUUUGAGAUAAGCUCCAAACUGGGUUACGGUUCUGUAGGAUUCAAUGACAAACAAGCCAUGAAUGGCACGGACAGUAUCACUUGUUCUACAUCAGCUACAAACGUCGUCGAAGUGAGGCAGUACUACUUAGACAAUCACCAACCCAUACGAUACGAUUUGCGUUCCUCUAGUGAUAUCACUCGUCAUCAGGGUGUUUAUGCCAAUGGUAUCGUUAAGUGCAGAUUCUCUCGGAAGAAAGUUCCACAGGGACCCAAAAUGCGUAACCUCAAUAAUAAUUGGUACUUGAUCUUCGCGUGGAGCAAGGUUGGUUCAACAGGCGUUCUUGCUUACCAUUUUCCAAACGCUUCCUACACACCGACCACAGUAGAUGUACAAAAACCUGCCAACUUGACGAACGGUAGACAAACACCGCCCGCUCCUACAUCAUCACCUGGUGAUAAGAUAACCAAGGCUGAUUGCGGCAAAACCAAAGGUUGUUAUUCUGAACCCAGUAGCUGUCAAUCAAGUGAUGAUUGUCAGUAUCUCCUAACAUACAAAGCUGACAAGGACAAAGUCACUUUUGAGAUGAGUUUCAAGGCUGGUUGGGGAGCCAUUGGAUUUAACUCCAAAGGCAAAAUGGAUGGAACCGAUGCUAUCAUCUGUUCCCUGGAGUCUUCACAGGUCAUAGUUGCACACUAUGAUAUCAAAGGAUACGGAGCUCCUAUUAAAAACAUCCAGGGUACUAGUAGUUUGAAAAUCAUCGCAGGGAAGAACAGCGCGGGUGUGGUUCAGUGCAGGUUUUCCAGACCUGUUAAAGAACCUAAUAUGAUGGACCUGAAUAAUAAAGUGUUCCUGAUAUUCGCUAGAGGAUCAGUCGGCAAUGCUGGAGGUUUGAGGAAGCAUUCUCACAAGUCUAACACGUUAAAGACAGUUGACAUCAGCUCUACUGAAGACCUCGAUGUUGGCGGCAAAAACAUGCGUCUUUUACGAGCUCAUGCAAUCCUGAUGUCCCUCGCUUGGCUGGUUUGUGCAUCUCUUGCAAUGUUUAUUGCUCGGUACAUGAAGCCUGUUUGGGGAGAAUUACUGGGUCUGAAGGCCUGGUUCCAGAUUCAUCGUUUGCUGAUGGUUUUCACGCUAUUCUUCACUAUCGUUGGUGUUGUGUUGGUUUUUAUUUACGUUGAAGGCUGGUCUGAGGGUUACAUGCUGCAUUCUAUUAUCGGUAUUCUUGUCCUCCUGCUGACCUGUAUUCAACCUGUCAUGGCCUUCUUUAGACCCGGACCAGUCGCAGACAAUCGCUUCAUCUUUAACUGGGCUCACCGUUCUGUUGGUCUGUCAGCUCUCGUCCUCGCUAUCGUAAAUUGCUUUCUCGGGGUAUUUAUGCCUCACUUUGGAAUAAAAAAUACCGGCGUAUAUCCACUGAUAGUCUACUGUGCUGCCGUCGUCAUGGUGAUAUUAUUUGAACUUGUGUUGCUUCUUCGAAACGACAAAAACUCGUUUGAGGUCAUUAACGAGCCCAAAGCUAAGUUAAAGGAUGGAGAAGUGGAGGUGACGACCAAACAAACAGGCCAAGUAAAUACGAAAGCACCUGCCGAGAAGAAUAUUCUUCUGAAGAAGAUCGUAUUUGGCGUGCUAGUGCUGUUGGUCAGCGGUGCAUGUGUGGCAUUAAUCAUCUUGUUAUGUUACACCACUAGUAACUAACUGAAUCACCCAUGGUUCAUAAUAUGAACAGACGACUAGGGUGUGUGCACGCAUCAUUUUAGACUAACAACCGCUUUUACGAAACUUUUAAGUAUAGUUUUAAUAUAGAUACCCAACCUAGUUCCCAGGGCCUUCUCUUCCCGGUUUUUUUUUUAGAUCAUCUUGAAUCGAGAAGAGAAGGCCCUGGGAACUAGGUUGAUAGAUACCAAGACAACUAAGCGCCGCCAUCUUGUUUGAUGUAACGAAAGAAUAAAAUUAAUACAACUUCUUUAGUUGAAUUCAGCCAAAAUGUAGGGCGGCUAUGAAAACCGUUACUAAAUAAAAAAGGAAUGAAUAGA
Messenger RNA from Actinia tenebrosa (Australian red waratah sea anemone), 2771 nucleotides. Its product is annotated as ferric reductase 1. The record is from RefSeq and is a predicted model, not a curated record. Lineage: Eukaryota; Metazoa; Cnidaria; Anthozoa; Actiniaria; Actiniidae. Gene Ontology annotation, biological process: regulation of postsynaptic membrane neurotransmitter receptor levels; regulation of glutamate receptor signaling pathway.